Molecule: messenger RNA, 623 nt
Organism: Meloidogyne enterolobii
Lineage: Eukaryota; Metazoa; Nematoda; Chromadorea; Rhabditida; Meloidogynidae
Source: the annotation of a GenBank genome assembly
AUGGACACAAAAAUAAUAAAAAUUAAACAACACCAAGAAAAAUCAGAAAAAUUAGAAAAACUUUUUCACCAAAAAAGAAAAUUAACAAAAUAUUCUUCAAUUAAUUCUUUAAAUUUAAAAUUGUUUUUAAUGUGCUUUUUUGUUUGUUUUGACAAUAAUAACUGUUUUUUGUUUAAAAAAGCAGAAGCAAUGCCUCUUUUACAUUUAUUAAGAAUGUAUAGAAGCAGCAAUAAUAAUAAUCAAAAUGUAAAUCCAAAUGGAUUGCUAUUUACAAAUACAAAUUACUUUUACCAUCCAAAUCAAAAUAAUCAACGACUUAAUUAUUUUGGCAAUACUCUUUUAAGAAUGAAAAGUAAUAAUGUAAAAUAUGACGAAAUGAAGAAAAGAAGUAAUAAUAAUAUUUUUAAUAACCAAGCAUUGGACGAUGACAAUGAUGCUAUUGUGGCUGGACUUCUUCGUCAAGAAAGGAAUGAAAUGAAUGCAGGAGCACCAAAGAUGUAUGCCCAAAAUAUUGGGGAACUUGGAAGUACGAUGUUUCGAUUUGGAUAAUUUAAAAUAUGAAUUUCCUUCAACAAAAGAAUAUUUAGAAAGUCAAACACAAAUGGAAAAAUUGUCAAUGAACA